GCGAAACACGUGUUUCACUGGGACAAUAGUGAGUGGUGCACACUUCCUUCGCCCGUUUACAGAACAAAAAAAAAAGAGUCCCAUUUAAGAGUUGCUGGUGUAACAAUAGGAAGAAUAUAUUCCACUCCUCUCUUCUACACGCGGCUUAUGAGACGUCUGUGAAAAAUAUCGUCCACCUGAGCGACAGGAGGGGUCCUCCAGUAUGGAGCAGAAAAGGUCACAGCACCUCUAUGUGAAAGAAGAGGAGCUACAGCCCCCCCACUUUAAAGAUGAGAAAAAACAGGGACUGUCCCCCCACUUCAUAGAGGAAGACAAACACCUUAUCAGUGUGAAGAGUGAAGAUGAUGAGGUCAAAGGUGAGAGUAAACAGAAGUGGAAUUUCAGGAUGCGGACGGAGGAUCCACAGCCCUUUCACAUUAAGAAGGAAGAAAAAUACCCACUGAUCCCCCAUUUUAAAAAGGAAGCGGUGGAUUUACUGAGCCCUCACUUUAAGGAUGAAGAGGAGGACCCACUGACCCUGCACAUUAAAGAUGAAGAGGAGGAACACAGCAUCAGUCAGCAGGGAGAGCAUUUUGAAGAACUGGAGGAGGUUGAUUUCCCCAAGAUGCCAGUGACUGGUGUCCCUGUGAAGAGUGAAGAUGAUGAGGUCAAAGGUGAAAGUGAGGAGAGGGGAGGGGGGGAGCCUCCAAGCAGCAGCUCAACACAACACAUGACAACAGAAGCUGAUGGAGACCACUGUGGAGGAUCACAAGCAGACAAGCUCUUAGCUCCACUAUCAGAUAGUGAGGACACAACGUCACACUCUCCUGACACUGAUGAUGAAGACUCUAAAGAUGAUAAGACAUGUCACACUGACAACACUCACUUCACAUGUUCUCUCUGUGACAAAACUUUUAAAUACCAUUGUAGUCUGAAAAGACACAUGAGAACACACACUGGAGAAAAACCUUUUUUAUGUUCAAUCUGCGGUAAAAGUUUUACUCAAAAGCACAAUUUCAAAACACAUAUGAGAACACACACUGGCGAAAAACUUUUUUCAUGUUCAAUCUGCGGUAAAGAUUUUACUCAAAGGUACCAUUUGAAAACACACAUGAGAACACACACUGGCGAAAAACCUUUUUCAUGUUCAAUCUGUGGUAAAGAUUUUACUCAAAAGCCCAAUUUCAAAGCACACAUGAGAACACACACUGGAGAAAAAAUAUUUUCAUGUUCAAUCUGCGGUAAAGAUUUUACUCGAAGGGACCAUUUCAAAACACACAUGAGAAUACACACUGGCGAAAAACCAUUUUCCUGCUCAGAAUGUGGUAAAAGUUUUGUAAUAAAUCAAAGUUUAAAGGUACACAUGAGAACACACACUGGUGAAAAACCUUUUUCGUGUUCAAUCUGUGGUAAAGAUUUUACUCAAAAGCACAAUUUCAAAACACACAUGAGAACACACACUGGAGAAAAACAUUUUUCAUCUUAAAUCUGCGGUAAAGAUUUUACUUGAAGGGACCGUUUCAAAACUCACAUGAGAAUACACACUGGAGAAAAACCUUUUUUCUGCUCAGAAUGUGGUAAAAGUUUUGUAACAAAUCAAAAUUUAAAAGUACACAUGAGAACACACACCAGAGGAAAACCUUUACAAUGUUCAGUAUGUGGUAAAAGUUGUAUAAAAAGACGGCAAUUAAAGUUACACAUGGGGACUUACCCCGGUGAAAACCCAUACUCCUGUUCAAGCUGCAACAAAAGCUUUCGUCGCCAACAAUCUUGUACAGCACUCAUGAAGAACACACACAGGAGAGAAAGUGUUGAGUUGCAGUGUGUGUGGUGAAAGAUUGUCUUCUAAGUACCAGUGUAAGAAACACAAGUGUGCUGGUGAGAACAGCAGCACCAAAUGAAACUGCAGGAUUUGAAAUAAACUGUCAAAACUUUAACUUUGACUUGCUAACAACAUCAGCACAUAUAACAUGUGUGACAUCAUUGUUGUGUGUGUAACACAAUUUUGUUAUUAUGAUUGUAACAUUUAUAGAUUAGACACUUAAGAUUAGUGCUUUUAUUUCAGUCAAGUACAUGAGUUAAUAUACACAUUUGUGUACUUUAAAAUGAACAGAACAAAUUGAAAGGGUAAGAAUAAACAGUAAAUAAAAUAUGUCACAUACAGUAAACAUUGUAUGUGUAGAUAUUCAUAAUUCACUUGUAUACUUACUCAUAAUAGUGUUUUAUUUAUGUUUUUGAAAUAAUGAGGUGUUACAUAUUUUAUUUUCUAGUUGUAGGUUAUUCCAUUGAUGAAGUCCUUUAUAUGAUGUACAUAUUUGUUUUAAAUGUGUUCAUACAUUUGCUUUUGAGUACACAUGAAUCCCUCUUAGUUCAUAUUUACUGGUUCACAUCUGAAACAUCUGUUGGACUUCUUCUGGAAGCACAUUAUUUUAUACUUUAUGCAUCAUUUAAGCAGUUGUCUUUCAUACAAGAUCAUUUACUUUUAAAAUGUGUGACUUUAUAAAUCACUUGUUGGUUGUCUAUUAUCCAUUCUAUUAAUUAUCUUAAUUAGUCUCUUUUGUAAUGUGAUGAUUGUUUUAUAUGUAUGUCCCCAUACCUUUAUGCAAUAAACAAUGUAUUCUUCAA
This is a messenger RNA of Nerophis ophidion (straightnose pipefish), 2604 nucleotides long. RefSeq names its product zinc finger protein 25-like. Gene Ontology annotation, biological process: regulation of transcription by RNA polymerase II. The transcript is spliced from 2 exons. Gene Ontology annotation, molecular function: RNA polymerase II cis-regulatory region sequence-specific DNA binding; DNA-binding transcription factor activity, RNA polymerase II-specific. NCBI's taxonomy places the organism in Eukaryota, Metazoa, Chordata, Actinopteri, Syngnathiformes, Syngnathidae. The record is from RefSeq and is a predicted model, not a curated record. Bases 203 to 1465 code for a protein of 420 amino acids.